AUGAUGGCUUCUGUUUAUACUUCAAAUAAAACAAUCAGAGUUUGUCCUUUCCUCAAUGGCGAUGUGGAAAACCCAGAAGCCAAAACCAGUAUUGCCUGGAUUAGUCCCAAUUUGCCUAGCAGAUGCACUUGGAAACCAGGAAAAUCUAUCUCAGAAUCACCUCAUCGCUAUGUGCCUCAGCAAAAAGAACCAAAGAUUUUGUCAAAUAUCUUAGAGAAAAUUGGACACACUCCUCUGAUCCGAAUCAACAAAAUUUCAAAAGCUUAUGGUCUCAAGUGUGAACUUUUGGCCAAGUGUGAAUAUUUCAAUGCUGGAGGGAGUGUAAAAGAUCGAAUCACUUUACGGAUGAUAGAGGAUGCAGAAAAAGCUGGUAUCAUAAAACCAGGAGACACUCUCAUUGAACCUACAUCAGGAAAUACAGGGAUUGGACUGGCUCUUGUAGCUGCAAUGAAGGGUUAUCGCUGUGUCAUUGUCAUGCCAGAGAAAAUGAGUAUGGAAAAGGUAGAUGUUCUGAGAGCACUUGGGGUUGAAAUAAUAAGAACUCCCUGCACCAAGUUUGAUGAUCCAGAAUCCAAUGUUCGUGUUGCGUGGAAACUGAAAAACGAAAUUCCAAAUUCACAUAUUUUGGAUCAGUAUCGAAAUCCAAGUAAUCCAUUGGCACACUAUGAUACCACAGCUGAAGAGCUCUUGGAGCAGUGUGAUGGAAAAAUUGAUAUGUUUGUGGCUGGAGCUGGUACAGGUGGUACCAUCACGGGUAUUGCCAGAAAGUUGAAGGAGAAAUGCCCUGCAUGCAAAAUUGUUGGAGUAGAUCCCGAAGGCUCCAUUGUUGCUUUGCCCAGCUCAUUAAAUACAGUCUCAGCCAAGGAUACAACAAUGGAAGUGGAAGGGAUUGGUCACGACUUUAUCCCAACCGUCCUUGAUAGAUCCGUAAUAGAUCAAUGGUGCAAAAGCAAUGAUAAAGAAUCCUUCCUUAUGGCUCGUAGAUUAAUUAAAGAGGAGGGCUUGCUUUGUGGAGGCAGUGCAGGCAGUGCGAUGUCUGCAGCUGUGAAAGCUGCCAAGCAACUAAAAGAAGGUCAACGCUGUGUUGUCCUCUUACCUGAUUCUGUGAGGAACUACAUGUCUAAGUUUUUGAAUGACAAAUGGAUGGCCCAGAAUGGAUUUCUAAAAGAUGUUCAGGAACAUUAUCCUUGGUGGUGGAAUAUUAAAGUCCAGAAGCUGAAUCUUUCUGCUCCUCUGAUUCUUCUCUCAGAUAUGAACUGUCAAAAAUCAGUUGAAAUCCUGCAAGAAAAGUCGUGCAAUCAAGCACCAGUUGUUGCAGAAUCAGGUGUCAUCAUGGGAAUUGUAACUAUUACCAACAUCCUCUCCUUGAUCCUGGCAGGAGAUGCACAGUUCUCAGAUCCAAUCAUAAAAGUCACUCAUCAACAAUUUUCAAAGAUUAAUCUAGAUGAUACCCUGGGAAAGCUUUCACGUGUCCUGGAAACUGAACAAUUUGCUGUUAUAGUGCAUGAAGUGGAGCAAUACAAGGCAAAGGGGUCUUCCUUGAUGAAACAGAUGGUAUUUGGUGUGGCCACAGCUGUUGAUCUGCUCAACUUUAUUACACCAAAGAACAAACCUCAAGAUCUAAAUGCAUCACUCACAUCUGUUUAGCAUGCCUGAAAGGACUUUUCCAGAAUUGGGAAAAAAUAACUAUGAUGUUUAACUUAAUGGUUUACAAUAUGGCAGGGCUGUCUGCACGGGUAGUCAAAAAAGUUAAGAUGGCAGCUGUGAUGUGGUGACACACAUAUACCCCAAGAGGAGUUUCAAUCACUCUAUCAGGGCUGCCAUCUUGAUUUCUUUACUAUAUCUUGCUGACACCUUUGCAAUACAUGACAUUUUUUAUAUAUAUAAAUGUGCCUAGUACUUCUUGAUCUACUUGAUGUCCCUCUGAAUAACAAUUUUGCCAAUAAUCUGAGAUUAAGAUGAUCUGAGAAUAAUUUUUAACAAACUCGUAUUCUGAGACAUUUUCAAAAUAAGAUUCUUGGAGAUAACAUAGUACUUAAUGAAUCUCCCAAAGAGGUCUUGCUGUUCUGAUUUCUUUUGACCUUUUUUUUGUAUUUUAACUUUGAUUGAUAAAUGCAUUUCAAAAUCUGUUGGCAGAAGAAUUAAGUAAAAGUACCUGAAUGACAUCCAGAACAUUGACAAAGCAGGGGCCUGAAGUGCUGGCAAUGAGGUGAAGUUGCGUCAGAUAUUUUUUUUUCUCCAGAGAAAAAAAUAUUUUACCUAUACAGAGGGACUGCAAGUUGUAUCAGUUAAUACUGAUCAAUGCAACCUUAAUCUUCCACAUUUUUCAGUAAGAAAGGUUUCUAGGUUGAGAAAUCCAUUUCCUCUUGAUUUCAGUGGGCUGGCAGCGAUGCAACUGAAGAUAAGAUUUGAGGAAAUUUGAGAGCCUUUUUACAGAGUCAAAAUAUAAAUAUCUCUGCCAUUAGCUUUUCUAUUUAAAUUCUCAUUUUAAUCACUGGAAACAAAUCAUUGCAUGCAGAACACAGAUAUUCUUUAAUUUAUGACCACAAUUGAGCUUAAAAUUUCUGUUGCUAAGCAAAUCAUUUGUCAAGUGAUUUUUCACCCCCAUUUUAUGGCCUUGCCACUGUUGUUAAGUGAAUCACUGCAACUUUAAAUGGUUGUUAAAUGAAACUGGCUUCCCCAUUGACUUUGCUUGUCAGAAUGUCACAAAAGCUGAUCACAUGACCCCAGAACACCACAACCUUCAUAAACACAUGACAGUGCUAAGCAUCUGAAUUUUGAUCACAUGGCCAUGGGGGAUGCUGCAAUGGUUGUGUGAAAAAUGGACAUAAGUCAUAUUUUACCUCUGUUGUAACAUCUUCAAACAGUCAUUAAACAAGUGGUUGGAAGUUGAGGACUAGCUGUAGUGCAAGUCUAUUUAACUCUACAUAAUUUUGCGAAAAGAGGACAGUAGGAGUAAAAAAGAGAGCCUUGCCUGAAAUAACAGAGAAAGCAGAUGGAAGAGAUAUUAGUGUUAAUCAUAAAUAAUGUGAUAA
Thamnophis elegans (Western terrestrial garter snake) is the source of this 3035-nucleotide messenger RNA. Its product is annotated as cystathionine beta-synthase-like. Gene Ontology annotation, cellular component: cytoplasm. Gene Ontology annotation, molecular function: cysteine synthase activity; cystathionine beta-synthase activity. The record is from RefSeq and is a predicted model, not a curated record. Bases 1 to 1647 code for a protein of 548 amino acids. NCBI's taxonomy places the organism in Eukaryota, Metazoa, Chordata, Lepidosauria, Squamata, Natricidae. The transcript is spliced from 15 exons.